ACUGCAGAGUUCCAAAAUAGAAACUGCUUCUGUCCCAUUUAGACAAAAAACAGCUUUUUCUUGAUCUUUUCUUCAUCAUCUUAUAUAUUAAAAUCAUUUUCCUCGAUGUCGAGUGGUGUAUGCAGUAGGGGGCCUGUGAAAGUUGUGAUCAUCAACACGGAAUAUGUAGAAACUGAUGCAACAAGCUUCAAGUCUGUGGUGCAGAAACUGACUGGUAAAGAAUCUGAUGAAUUAACAACAACAUCUGGUAAAGCUCAGAGGAAGAGGCAUAAUCAAAGUGGGGUUGAUCAGGUGCCUGUUGUAGCUAAUAGUGGCCUUGUUGGAAGCCCGUUUUGCAUUAAUGAUGUGUCGUUUAAAGAGUUUGAUUUUGAUAGGCUGCUCAGUCAGAUGCCACCGAUGAGCGACCUUUGGUUUGAUUAAAACUAACUUGUAUGUAUUCAGAUUUGAUUGUAUUUGAUCAAUUGAUGAUUCUAUUUUAGUGUAUACUAUAUAGUUACAUCAUUCACAUGUUUUUUUGUUGUUGUUUUGGAUAUAUACAUAUAGAGCUUUUGGCC
Messenger RNA from Lotus japonicus, 554 nucleotides. RefSeq names its product VQ motif-containing protein 1. The record is from RefSeq and is a predicted model, not a curated record. Bases 106 to 420 code for a protein of 104 amino acids. The transcript has a single exon. NCBI's taxonomy places the organism in Eukaryota, Viridiplantae, Streptophyta, Magnoliopsida, Fabales, Fabaceae.